Magnusiomyces paraingens is the source of this 312-nucleotide messenger RNA. RefSeq lists its product as uncharacterized. The transcript has 3 exons. NCBI's taxonomy places the organism in Eukaryota, Fungi, Ascomycota, Dipodascomycetes, Dipodascales, Dipodascaceae. The coding region runs from base 1 to 312 and encodes 103 amino acids. The record is from RefSeq and is a predicted model, not a curated record.
AUGUCUAUGCUUUUAGAUCAAGCUCUCGUCGAAGACGUCGCCAGAUUUUGCCCUAACUAUUUUUUGGCCUAUCAUCAAUGCUUGGCUAAGGGUGAUGCUUCUAAGUGUUUGAAAGAACAAGAACAGCUUUCUUCUUGUGUUAGAACAGAAGUACCUUCCUUUGUCAAAAUCUUGAGCGAAUGUGCUCAUCAUAUGAAGGAGUACGAAAAUUGCAUUAAAGAAAAUACCAACAUUCGCACGAAAUGCUUUGACCAACUGCAAGCUGUGCGACAAUGUUCUGCUAAGUCUAUUAAUGCUAAGGAAUCCGAGUAA